GACUCUGAUCGCGCACGAGGAGAGUACGCGUCGCGCUUGCCUUCUGCCGGCUUUCGGACUUUUGAAUUAAAACUCCGAUAAAAAAUUCGCGACUAGUAAAAUUCUGUGCUUGUGUUGUGUGUGACAGCAGGAACUGUUAUAAUUCCAAGGUGAUCAAGUGGCCAAAAUUACUCAUGUUCCUAACUAAUUCUUUCGACAUAGUGCAAUCCCGAAACAUGACAUAAUUAGUGAAAUUCAGUGUUAGUGCUACUUUGGUGCAUUCCGUAUUUACCUAGAGUAUUAAGUGUAUAGAACAUACAUAUCAAACAAAAUGGAAGCUCUAGAAAGGCGGGGUGUGAUAAAGGCGAUCUUCGCGUUGUUCUUCAUAUUUUGGCCACAAUGUCCUGCAGCGGAUGCCUACCGAAACGCCACAAAGAUGUCGUACGUGUGUCCGCCACACUUCGUCCGCCUCGGACACAGCUGCUACUACUUCAGCGACGCGCCGGCCAACUGGCAGGAGGCGCUCUUCGCGUGUAAGGAUCGAGACAGCAACCUGUCAGUGCCGGCGCGGUGGGAAGACAGGAAUCUACGCGCCUACCUCAACCGCCCAGACGUGGCCAAUGCCAGCCGUUGGAUUGGCGGCAUUUACGACUUCAGCACGAAGGCGUGGAAGUGGGGGGGAGAGCUGCGGCAGAUGCACUACCAGUCCUUCUCCAAGAUGAAGAAGCUCAGCCCCGAGCAGCUCAAGUGGCAUUGCAUUGCCAUGCUGCCGGACAUAUUGUACAGAUGGGCACCGCGCAGCUGCUUCGAGCACCACCGCUACAUCUGCCAGACGAAGCUGCGCAAGGUCGCCAAGAAGGAGGUGAAGGAGCUGCGCAAGCGCUGGCAGCGGAUGGGCAAACUCAACGAGAUCACCGCGCCGAGUGUCAGCCGGGAAGACAACAAUAUCAACGAUGUAGACUCAUUCAAGAACCCGAAGUCUUUCGACCUGCGUCCGAGUCCCCUGAAGCUGCGCCCGCGCAGCAACCGGACGCGGACGUACCGCACCCACCCGCACGGGCUGCGCCCCAACGAGCUGAGGAAGAGGUCCCGCUCGCCCAACAUACACCGCCGGCUCACUAGACCUUUCCCAGGUUACCAAUGGAAACGCCGAGACCCGCAAGGCUCGUACGAAUACAACAAGAAACUGUUGCUCUCCGGCCGAACUGGACUCACGCAACAGCAGAUCAAAUCGCACUUGACCAGGCUGGCCCACCUCCGCGACGUGCAGAUCGCCAAGCAACGGAGAUUUAAGGACAACGAUUGGCUGGUCAAUGAACCCCAACAGAAAUUGGCUCAAACCCACGCCAGGACGUAUACCAUGGAUAAUAACAUCAGCGCUUUGCAUCCGAAGACCAUAGUUGAGGAGUUCGAUAUGUUCCCGGCGCCUGAGGCGGUGCCGCGUCAGUCUGAACGAUAAAGAGUUUUACUAAAUGGCAGAACUAACAAAGUUAUAGUGGAAAAUGUUUGAUUAAAAAA
Messenger RNA from Amyelois transitella, 1497 nucleotides. RefSeq lists its product as uncharacterized. The record is from RefSeq and is a predicted model, not a curated record. The transcript has 8 exons. The coding region runs from base 311 to 1438 and encodes 375 amino acids. Gene Ontology annotation, molecular function: signaling receptor activity. NCBI's taxonomy places the organism in Eukaryota, Metazoa, Arthropoda, Insecta, Lepidoptera, Pyralidae.